Eremothecium cymbalariae DBVPG#7215 is the source of this 1098-nucleotide messenger RNA. RefSeq names its product dynein light intermediate chain (gene DYN3). The transcript has a single exon. The record is from RefSeq and is a predicted model, not a curated record. Gene Ontology annotation, biological process: microtubule cytoskeleton organization; microtubule-based movement. NCBI's taxonomy places the organism in Eukaryota, Fungi, Ascomycota, Saccharomycetes, Saccharomycetales, Saccharomycetaceae. The coding region runs from base 1 to 1098 and encodes 365 amino acids. Gene Ontology annotation, molecular function: dynein heavy chain binding. Gene Ontology annotation, cellular component: centrosome; cytoplasmic dynein complex.
AUGACAUCAAAUAAUGCGUGGUCCAAGCUUCUAGAGGAAAAUGGAGAACUGAUAGAUCAUUGUUUGGUCCAGACAUAUGUGGUGUGUUGCAAAAACAAGGAUACAUUAAAUCAGUUUCUUAGUCAAUGUUGGCAGCUGGAAGAUGCUAAAAAGACAACGAACCUAGAACCCCUUGGAUAUUUUACUAAAGUUAUUACGAAUGAAGAUGAGACGAUAAGAUUAAAUAUAUAUUAUGCUAAAAGCUCUCUUGAACAACAGACUAUGACCUAUUUAAAGGUAUUUUUUAAUGAGGUAGAAACUGCCCAGAUCAGAUGGAUCUUUUUACUAGACUGGCUUGUUGAUGAUAAGAGACUGUGGCUAAGACAACUGUGUCAGUCGAUGUCGGCUAUACAAGAUGAAGAUAUCAAAAGAUACCAAGUUAGCUCCGUAGUGGUCAUGCUAAACUCAAGUCACAUACUUCAACUUGAGAGGAACACAAUGGUAUGGAAUUCAAGGAGGCUAGACCUUAUGCACCAGAGCAUCAGAUCUGUCUGCUUAAACUAUGGCGCAUCAUUAUUAACACUGGAUUACGACAAGAUCAACAAGGAUGAUAUAGCACAGAUCCGCAAUUUGAUAAUGGGUCGUGAAUACACAAAGGGUAUAGAAAUGUUAAGUCUCCAUAACCUAUUCAUACCCUAUGGCACGGACUCUGCAGGAAAAAUAUGCACCAUAGCUGCAGAUUUUCCAGUAUCCUCAGUAACAGAUGAAGAGUUUAUUGCAGGUACUUUUGAAACCACUAUUGCAGCUAGCAAAAUAAUAAACAGACCCUCCACUGUAUCUUCCUCAGAAGAUUCUAACGAUGAUAGGGCUAUCUCUAGAGACUCUAAAAACGAAUCUCGACCUACCCAUUGGGAGUUUAACCUUCAAAAUAAGUUGUCCGCGCUAUCAAAGGUCCUGGAUGAUAACAACAAAUUGAGUUCGGCUACGCAUCAUAGAUUCCAUAAACCGAAGACAGAAGACUACUGCUACGAAUUCCAACUGCCCACGAAGAAUGAAGCCAUCCAGAAUCUCAUCAGAUCUGGCAUGGUAGAGUCUUCUCAGAAUGACGUUUCCGAGUGA